Caenorhabditis briggsae is the source of this 1731-nucleotide messenger RNA. The record is from RefSeq and is a predicted model, not a curated record. Gene Ontology annotation, cellular component: nucleotide-activated protein kinase complex; cytoplasm; nucleus. The transcript is spliced from 13 exons. Gene Ontology annotation, biological process: signal transduction. NCBI's taxonomy places the organism in Eukaryota, Metazoa, Nematoda, Chromadorea, Rhabditida, Rhabditidae. Gene Ontology annotation, molecular function: protein kinase binding. Bases 1 to 1731 code for a protein of 576 amino acids.
AUGGCGGACGUUCUUACCAAAAUUCCAGAUACGAACUGGGUCCGUCUCGAAAUUGAGCCUGUCCAAGUGAGCCACGACGGAGACGAGACUCUCAACUUUGCUACCGUUCAAUCUGUGGUCCCUGGCGCUCAUGGACUUUACUACCGAGAUGACGGAGAGAGAAAAGCUCUUUUGUUCGACAACAACACCGGCAAGGUUUACCCGCCGCCACAGGGAUGGGAUUCGGUGCCGAUUUUUAUCCAUUUAGCACACGGAUCACGCCACAGCCACGGAACCCACUUUGCCGACUACUCGAAGGCCAACGAAUCGUUCGAAAAAAAUAUUGCGGCCGUCCAGAAACUUUUCGCCGCUGCUGGUCUUGGUGGCAGACGAUCGGAGAAAGUCUACACCGCCAGUAAGACUCGUGCUCGCAGCACGUCGAAGAAGAAUCAACCACGUAGCCAAUUCGAUGCUCAACCUGAGAAUGUGAACAUCAGCGAAGAGAGCGAGGGCAGAGAUUCCGAGAAGGAGAAGAACGAUAGACAGAUGGAGAAGCUCAAGAACAAGUACGAAGAGGUCAAGAUUAGAGCUAAAGAGUUCAAAUCAGACUUGGCUGCUGCUCAGCUCAAGAUCAAGACACUCGAGAAAAAAUUGGAGAGUGUCAAGGAAUCCGGAUAUUUCGAGGAAGAUGGUGACAAGUUCGUCCACAUUGACUCGGAUUGUUACAAGUCUCCAGAUCAUGAUGAGGAAGUCAACAACUUGCACAACGUGAUUGAGGAGCUUCGCGACAAGUUGGGCUUGAUCGAGACAAAGAACAAGGAUCUUUCAAGCAAGUACGCCGAGAGCCAAGAGUAUUUGAAGAAUGCUCAAGACAAGGUCGGAUACUUGGAGAAGCAGUUGAAUUCGGAGACUCACGAUGAGACCAAGACAACUGCUUACCGUUCACUCGAGAUCAAGCUUGGCUUGGCUCAAGCUGCUCUUCGCUCGGCCGAAAUUGAGAAGCAGAACCUUCAAGAGGCUAACUGGAUCACCAGCGAACGCGCUAGCAAGAUCGAGCAGGAGAAUGGAUAUUUAAAGGGAAUCACUGAGCAGUUAAAGGCUCGUGCUGACAGUUCGCAUGUUGAGAAGUUGCUCAAGGAUAGCGAGAAACGCGUCUGGGAAAUCAACGAGGAGAAAAGUAAGCUCGAGUGGCGGCUCGGCGAGCUCUCUCAGUGGUGGAACGAUGCGAAGUGGAAGGUCGGAGAGUUGGAAUCCUCAGUUGCGUUCCAGAGAACUUUGCUUGACACAGCAAAUUCGAAAAUUCAAAGUCUUAACGAUCAGAGCCAGUCCACCCAGAUGACCAUUCCAACCGACGGAUUUACCAUUAGCCAAGGACACAAAGGAAACUGGAACCUUGCCAAUGGAUCAGCACAACAGUUCACCGGAGCCAUUCCUUCAAUCCCACUCGUCUCAGCCCUUCCAUUCGCAGGAGCCAACCCCUUUAUCUUCGGAGGCGCCAAUGAGGGAAGGAAUGUUACCUUGACUAUCGCCAACGCAGACCAUGAAGUCUAUUUGACAGGAUCAUUCAUCAACUGGAAGUGCACUUUGAAGUGCGAGAAGUUGGCCAACGGAAAGAAAGGAGUGACGGUCAAUUUGACGCGUGGAAGACACGAGUUCCGUUUCAUGAUCAACGGCGAAUGGUCAACAUCGACGGACUAUCAACAGGUGCCAAACGGUUUGGGCGGCCAGAACAACGUCAUCUUUGUUGAAUAA